Molecule: messenger RNA, 5665 nt
Organism: Oncorhynchus nerka (sockeye salmon)
Lineage: Eukaryota; Metazoa; Chordata; Actinopteri; Salmoniformes; Salmonidae
Gene: cited1
Product: Cbp/p300-interacting transactivator, with Glu/Asp-rich carboxy-terminal domain, 1
Exons: 2
Coding region: 3115-3678 (187 amino acids)
Biological process (GO): regulation of DNA-templated transcription
Cellular component (GO): nucleus
Molecular function (GO): transcription coactivator activity
Source: RefSeq, a predicted model, not a curated record
CACAAAAGUAAAACUUUUUUAUGGUUCACCUUUGCCUUCUAUAUGGUGUAAAUAACAUUUUUAUUUAUUUUUACAAACUGAUUAAAACAUGAGCUUCAGUCACAUCCAGUAUAGGAAACUCACCAAAUGUAGGUCUGUGUCCCAAAUGACACUGUUCUGUUCGCUAUAGUGCACUACUUUUACUUUUGACUGGAGCCCUAUGGGAAUAUAGUGCCAUUUUGGAUGCAGCCUAGAGGUGGGGAAUCAAAGUGGGUUCCAUGUGUGGAACAGAAGUUCUGUGUGAUCUUUAUGGAUUUCAUUUAAACAUUAUGACCACAACCAGAACACACACACAGAGUACGCACACUCACUGACAAACACACACACACACUUUAUGGAUUCUGUGGUCAGAGUUGUGGUUUUCCUCAGAGUGCAUGUGAAACUCAUUAGUCUGUUUAUGGGUUCGGAGGAAAGACGAAACUGAUUGAAACUCCUAUCUUGUAAACAGCUCUGUGACAGCCUAUUGCGCAAAGACUCAGUAAAAAGUAUGAAUUUAGACAGAGUAGGGUAGUUCUGUCUUCCACCUCCUCCCCCAAACUCCCCAUAUGACAUUGCAUGGAGACCAGAACAGGACAACUUCAGGGCCUAGGGAGCUGGAUUCCCAAAAAUAUUUUAAGACAUACUGUUUCUCUAUUUAAAACAUUGAUAAUUCCUCAGAUUUCUUAAAGACAAUUUUGAACAUUUGGCAUAGAGCUGUUGCAUGGCAUAUCACUUUAUUUUUGGAUUGGCAAUAUGGCCAAAUUAUCAGUCCUUUGCCAACCAAAAAUGUUUCUCAAUCCACUUUAUUUAUUGGGCCUUUAAUCAUUUGAAGGAAAGUCCGUCCUCCACACCUCUCUCUCCCAUGACCCAGAAACCGAUAAGUGGUCAGGUGGUGAUGACAAUUCGUUAGUAGGCAACGGAUGAGUGUCCUUCCCUCCUUGAUAGCCACCUUUCAUCAAGUUGUCAUUUUUGUAAGAGUUUUGAAAUCUGCCACACCCCCUUUUGAUUUAGCUUCUUUUUUUGUUGUUGAGAAAAGCAUGCACACGUUUAAAAACAAUAUGGAACUUCUUGUGCCUUUAAAAUGUCCUACACAACUAAUUUAAUUUGUUUUCAAUCACUUUUCACUUAUUUUGGGCUCCACCACUGUAAAUGUAAUUCAACAGAUGAAGCGCGGUCAUGUCUAGAAGGGAUGCCGCUAAUGUGAAAGUGAUGUCAGUUUACAUAUUCAAGUCAAGUCGGAAAUCAUUUUAGCUAACCCUAACACUUUUCCUAACCUACUACCUUAAUUAUCCUAACCAGCUGCUUAAGUUUUGCUGACUUAGGAAAAGGGAGGCAAGAGAGGGAAAGAGUAAAGAGGACGCAGGAGUUGCGCAAAUCCAAUUGAGAAAAGGCAUGGCUUCCAUACAUUAACCAUACACAUCCUAUCUGCCUGACAGCUUCACUAAAGAAACUCAGAGCCUUGUGUAUAGAUAAGAACGUUUACUCUCCUCCCCAGCCUGAAAUCAAACUCCCAACUCUAUUCAUGCUGUUGAAUAGCACACCUGCCUGCCAUGUCCUCUAUGACGACUAGACUGACUGCAUCAGGCCUUCCCAACGACAUUUUAUGCAAAACAUAAUGUUUCCCUCCAUAGGAUGUCAUCAUUUGAUUUGAAUACGACAUCAGUUGACCUUUUUAGAUUAUGAAAUGUUUUGUCAUAAGAUAAGUGUUUGCUUUAGGGCUCAGUAUUAUAUAACUAGGCUUGCAAAAAAAAUGUAUCAAAGGAGAGUUGUUGAACAUUACAAGCUGACGUUAAUUUGCGUUUAUGUGGGUCGGUCUGUUUUUACCCGUUUUUUUCUAGUUUUACAUUCAAGAGGGAAAUUGAAAACCGUUCGUCUCAUUUGCAUAACGUUUUCUCACCGGGGAGAAAGAGGACUCCCUGUACUUCCAUACAUCAUGCUCGAGCCUCAUCUACAUGAGAACUGUCCCCGCGCACUGACGGGACUUGACCACAAUAAAGACAGAUGCUCGCAAGCCUUUAUGUGGUUAACUGAAAAGGAAUUAAGGCGCGUGGUGUUUUAAAAGAAGGUGCCUUGGCAUGUUUUCUUUUCUCUCUCUGACAAUAUUGAGACGAAUUGUUAAAAAUCAAUGCAUGAAUGAACAGGAUCUGAAAAAAGGCUGUGUUAUCAAUGGGUCUGGGUUGAUAGGACAACCUCGAAUUUUGGGAAAUGUUUAGGUCUGUCAUUUCACGACAUGAGUUAUUUGACCUAUAGUUGUAACAGAGGACUUUAAAAUAUUAAAUAGGCCUACCUAAUUGAUGACAGCAUCCACGGUGUCUGUCUAAGUAGGCUAGUGCGAGUGUGUUGGCCCACACUGUUUUUCAUUUUGGUGUCACAUUUUAUGUUGUGCAAAUCAUCAGUUAUUGUUUCAAGUGCAAUGAGGGGUGUUGGGGCUAUGCGUUCCCUCAUGAAUGAUAAUCAGUGAGAUGGCUGUUGAGAAUAGAAUAGAACACUAUUUGAUCUGUGAUUGUAGAGAAAGGCGCUCGCUCUUGAGAAUAAAGAACAUCUGCCUCAGUUGAGCGCUUUCAUGACGGGCACACGGAAACUAUGGAAACUGGAUCACUAAGGUACUGGAAUUAACCGAACCGUUUGUUGGGCGAUAGCCCUUGUGCGUCUGUCCGAUUCUCUUCAUACUCUUGGCCGGGAUUUUGAUGCUGUCCAGCCACAAACGCACUUCGCCCGCUGCUUCUUGAGGGUCGAGUGUGUGAGUGAGUGAGUGAGCGAAUGAAUAAUCCUUUAGAUUCAGUAACAACACCAUUGAGGGAACUCUGCCCGAGUCGUCCAGUCUAGAGAGAAAUUGAGAGUGAAGGCGAGACGCUGCACGGGGACAAUGUCCUGAUCCACAACCGUUUACUUUAUGGCUACAGUUUAACAGGACCCAACGGAUGACUUGCUAAAUAUAGACAACUAUUAACAAACGUUUUAGUUGAUGACAAAACAUUUACUUGCUGGUGUGGUUUUGCGAGUUGAUUUGGGUUCAUUAGACAUCUCACCAAUCCUCUCCACACACGGAUCUUCUCUGCUGUGCUGAACGUUUUUUCUAAAAGGCAUCCCCAGGUGAUGACCUCACUACUGUUCUCCAGCCCCACCCACGUUGUCAUGAAGGACCGCGAGCUGCCGUCAUCCUCCCUCACCCUCCUCCACUACACUGGGACGGCAGUGCCUGUCAAGACACCCGGGGGUGGCCCCUUACCCUCCUCCUCCACCACCCUCCACACCUCCACCUCUCCAUCCCUCUCCAAACCUCCGCCAUUCUGCCUGCAGACCCUCCAGACCGGCCCUCACCUCCUCGCCAGCAUGCAGCUCCAGAAACUCAACUCCCACUACCAGAGUCUGGCUGGAGGUAUAAGUGGUGGCAUAGCCUCUGGGCCCACGUCAGGACCUCAGAGGGGGUUUGGGGCCUCAACGCUGGGCUCGGCAGGGCAGCUGGUGGGGGGUACCCCUGGAGGUGUUGGAGGUAGGAAUCAGAGCUGUGGGGGGAUUAUUGACUCUGACCCGGUGGAUGAGGAGGUUCUGAUGUCGUUGGUCGUAGAGCUGGGGUUGGACCAGGCUAACGAGCUGCCUGAACUCUGGCUAGGACAGAACGAGUUUGACUUCAUAGCGGAUGUACCUGCCGGAUGCUGACCCACCCAAAUGGAGGGAUGAAAGGAGGAGAUUUGUGCUUUCUCAUUCUUUCCUUUUCAUUACUCUCUAGGUUGGAUUGACAUAAACUCUAAUGUCCCGGCUGGGUGCUCACCCAAACACACGAAAUUAGACAUUUUUUGGGGGUCACCCUCUGUUUUUCUCUAAAGGACAAGUUAUGGACACAUCCUGACCCAAAAAGAGCAUGCUGUUCUCUUGUUUUUCCUCUGUAUCCCGUUCUAAAUUUAAAGGAGAAAGGAUAGACACAGGGUCUAAUGUUUUUGUGUGUCUCACAGAAAAUACUAUGUUACUGAGGGAACCUGAGCCUCGGGCCUGUCUGUCAAUUUCACUCUACUUCCCAAGGGCCCCCUACACACACACCGGCAGAAGGAGGGAUGGAUGGUAUUACGAUCCGGUAAUGGAAGUAGCAGCCGUGAAACAGGCACUUGUCACUUAUUCAGUUACCCCAACAUUCAGGAGAGUUCAGCGGGUUUGAUGGAACACCAGUGUGUGUGUGUGAUAUUAUUCAGGUCCCUGUGACAUAAGACAGACAUGACAGGAGGCAUCAGAAGCCUGUGUAGUCUCGGUGGACCGGUGUAACCUGACCUGUAUGGUGCUGUCAGUGUCUGUAUCUAAAUAAAUGAAUGAGUCUUAACGUCCGUGGUCUUCGUGUACCUGGUAACUCUGUAGGUGAAAUGAAUCAUAGUUCCUGCCCCAUCAUUCUCUCUGUCUAUUAUAAGUCUCUUCAUCCGUCUCUCCCCCCCCCCCCCCCCCUCCAUCUCUGUCCCCUGUGGUCCUAGAGCCAAGACGCUCCAUUACUACCUACUCUGCUGUUGUACCGUCAAUGUGUAUGUCCAAAAUGGCACCCAAUUCCCUAUAUAGCGCACUACUUUUGACCAGGGCCCAUGCACUACUUUUGACCAGAGCCCUGUGUGUCCUGUUCAAAAGUAGUGCUGUGUGUUUUUAUAUAUAUAUGAGAGAAUAAGGUGCCAUAUAGGACAUGUACAAUAGUUCCUGAUGGUUACAGGUAAAAAUAUUGUAUUUUUUUGGAGGGGGGUUGACUUGUGAGAGCUGAAGGCUAAUUAAUUAUAAACUAAUGAUUGCGUAAAUUAAUUAUUUUUUUGAACAGUACCUGUUCAGAAGACUACAGAAACAAGAUUACCUCUUAAUAAAGAGGAAAUGUUCCAAUUGACUAAGUUCCCAUGUUCCAAGUGUGAGUCACUUGGCAUCAUCAUGCUUCUUUCACCAUGUGAUACGUUGGUGUUUUUACCUUUUCGAGUUAGUCAGUCAGUAGGCCGACAGUAGACCAAAGCAGGAGUAGGCUACAUAUCUAAACAGGGUCCUUAUUGUUUUGUAGUUUUAGUUGCUGGAUCACUUGAUCGUAAGAGAGCACGAGUGUGUGUGUGACUGCUUGCAUGGGAAAGUAUUCCUGUAAGUUUCCCUUUAAGUUUUGACUCCACGGAAAUGCAAGAUAACUACACCAACUUAUUUCCUAAUCAGAAACCCUUUGAGCUUCCAGACUAGCAAGAACAUUUACUUUUCAUUGAAUGUUUGUUUUACUUUCCUUAUGACAUUUCAGAUAUUUUUGUGGUCAUUUUCUUUUUGUUUUAGCUUGAGAAACACUUCUUGCUAUUAAUUUUGUAAAGGAAAAAAAAAUGUUGGAGAAAAAAAAAGGAAUCACUUGUCUAGCUACUGCACUGAUUGUAUGGUCCUAAGUUUCUCUCUUUAAAUCACACCUUUUUUUUUUUUAAAUUGAGGCCUUAUUUUAGAAAGGGAGAGGGACCUAUUUCUUUUUUUUUUUAUCUCUCUUUUCUUUUUGUUUUUGAAAUGACAGAUGGAAUCAUAACUGAUGUGGAUUUUUGUUUUAGCACUUUCUCCGUUUGCAUCUCAUUUGUAUCUUUAUGAAAAUAUGUACUAGAUCAUAUUUAAAUGCUUGUAUUUUUGUUACUUCACUGCAUUUGGGGUGGAAAAUAAAGAAUACCAACCUGAA